CCGUUUCAUCUACCAUAAAAAGCAGCGACAACAUUCCCCUAUCUGCAUGCUUUAAAUAGAGCCGUAUUCGCGCAGGGAGCUCUUGCAGGCGUCCCGCCCCGCACAGGGGCCCCCGGUGCCCCUUUCCCUCCCUACGAUUGGUCGGCCGCCUGCUGGCUCCCCGUUAGUUUGGAAUAACCGAUACCGCAUUGGUUCUUGCGGCCCGGGAUCAGGCCCCCGGCUGUCAGCAAACGGACACAGAAAAGGUCGGACUUCAGCUGCUCGGACACCGCCCGCCACACAGCAGAGAUGAGUAAGAAUGUCUUAGGCGUCGUCGUGAAGAACAUGUCCUUCAAGGCAGGACAGACACUGAAGGUUUCAGGUGUUGCUAAGUCCGAGGCCGCAGACUUUGCCAUCAACAUCGGCCGUGGAGAGGAUGACUUUGCUCUGCACUUGAACCCGCGCUUCGACGCCCACGGGGACCAGCACACCGUCGUGUGCAACUCCUACGAGGGGGGCAGCUGGUGCGAGGAGCAGAGGAUGGACAGCUUCCCGUUCCAGCAGGGCGGGCACUUUGAGAUUCUGGUCACCUUUAACAACCAAGAGUUCCAGAUCUCCCUCCCUGACGGCUGUGCGAUCAACUUCCCCAAUCGCCUAGGUGACGAUAAGUACAACUACUUCAACUUCAUCGGCGACAUCAAGAUCCAGAGCCUUGAGAUCAAGUAGCGUGGACAGGCUCGUCCGCAGACAGGCCUGCGGUCCUCCGCCUCGCCGGCUGCCUGCUGCUCACCCUCCCGUUAGAAACACACCCGCCGAGUGUGAUUCGCUGUCGCAUAGCCAACCAGGCCAUACCGUAGGAGUGAAGCAUCAUGGGAAGGAUAAAGGAUGUCAGGCCACAGUUGAGCUUCAUAUGAUUUGUGAGGUCUUCCCAUCAGAAGAUGUUAUCCUUAAAAUGGGGGUGUUUCUGCUUGUGGGAACCAUUCCAGGUCUGUUUGUCUACCCACUCAAUAAAACUGCUAAUUGCUGGCUUUUGGCUCUAAACACA
Paramormyrops kingsleyae is the source of this 1024-nucleotide messenger RNA. NCBI's taxonomy places the organism in Eukaryota, Metazoa, Chordata, Actinopteri, Osteoglossiformes, Mormyridae. The record is from RefSeq and is a predicted model, not a curated record.